AUGACCGACAAGACGUACCCCAACACCUACAACGUGUACAACCGGCCCCCCUGCGCCAAGCAAGCCCUAGACAACAACCCAAAUCAAUUUUACUCGUACAACAUGCCCAUCAACAACAAUUACAACCAACUGGAAGCCUUCAACAUGAUGUCACCCCACAAGACCCAAAACGUGUGCAUGUACCCCGAACUACCGACGUGGGACACUCGCAUCUACGAAGACACCCUGAAAAUCCCCGACAAGAUCGAAAUGAUUGAAAUUACAAGCAAGGAUUUGAGCCCUGCGGCGAGUUAUUGCAGCAAUUUGGACUUACUAGUGCCUGACUUUUACAAGACUUUGGGGAAGGACUUGAAUUAUUUUAACAAUCAGAAAAUUGAUUACCCGGCUUGUGCCCAAAGCAAUCAAGGGGGAAACACACAAACUGUAAAGUACUGUAGCAUACAAAAUGUAGAGUACCAUAAUUACGACUAUUACAAUUAUUACGAUGGCAAGGUUUUGGACCAAAACCAAUACUUUGACUUGCCGGGGGACAGUUUCCAGCCCCUCGACCAACAAACGGAGUCAAAUGAUGAAAGCGAUAUAAUUGUAGAGGAGUCAGAUGAAGACUGCACUGAUUAUGGGGGCACUAAAGUGCCCUCAGGAGACAACAAAUGCAUCAUUUGCAACGUCUCGUACACACCACUGGGGACCCAAUUUUAUUUCCUAACCCUCAAGAGCCCCCUAACUAUGUCGUCCCAAAAGCCAGUCUUUACGAAAAUUGUCAGUAUUGUGGGGCGAAUUUCCAACGAAAUUAACUACUUGUGCAGCGAAUGCCUGGGGCUCAUUAACACAAUCGAUCAUUUGCAAUUUAAACUCAACGGUUUCAAUACGGAGUUAAAGAUGAAGUUUCAAAGAACAUGUCAGGACAAUAAUGUCCCCCAAAGACCAAACAAAAAACGCUUCAGAGACAACAAAGACCGUAGAAUGAAAUGCAAACUGUGCAAAAAAAUCGUCUCUUUGCGCCAAAUUUGCCAAAAACACGCCUUAAAACACAAGUCGCGUUUUUUGUGCGAAUUUUGCGGCAAAACAUCGCCAACUUUGCGCCACUUCAAGCAUCACCACCAACACCACGCCAUCAAAACCCCCAAAAUCGCCGCAUUCGUGUGCCGAAACUGCCCGAAGAGUUUCCGGACAAGGUCGAACUUGACCGAACACGAGAACUACUGUCUCGGGGUUUUACCCCACAAAUGCCAAUCGUGUGAUAAGAAAUUCCCCUCGAACACGAAACUCAAAAACCACGUCAAACUCAAACACGACAAGAAAUUUAUCGCGAUUUGCUCCAUCUGUAACAUCGGAUUCGUCAAACUUUCGGAUUACAAGGCGCACAAAAUUAGCCACAGCACUGAUAAGAAAUUUCAAUGUGCGAAGUGCGACAAGUCGUACAAGACUUUGAGUAACUUGAACUUCCAUAUGAAAGUGCACAGUGGGAAGUUACCAUUUAUUUGUUCAAUUUGUGAUAAGGGGUUUAUGCGGAAGGAGUAUUUGGAGGCACAUGUUAAUAACCACAAGGGGGUUAAAAACUUCGGGUGCCACGUGUGUGAUAAAAAGUUCGUGUCGCAGAAAAACCUCGACUCGCAUUUAAAAUACCAUGAUGGGUCUGCCAAGACCAGGACUUGCAAUAUUUGUGGUAAAGUGAUGACGACCGGUUUUGAGGAACACUUACGCAUUCAUAACAAUUUGAGGGAGUUUGAGUGUGACCAAUGUGACUGUAGGUUUAACACGAAAGGGACUUUAGCCAAGCAUAAGAAACGCAAACAUUAA
This is a messenger RNA of Tribolium castaneum (red flour beetle), 1800 nucleotides long. Its product is annotated as zinc finger protein 320. The transcript has a single exon. Gene Ontology annotation, cellular component: nucleus. Gene Ontology annotation, molecular function: RNA polymerase II transcription regulatory region sequence-specific DNA binding; DNA-binding transcription factor activity, RNA polymerase II-specific. The record is from RefSeq and is a predicted model, not a curated record. Gene Ontology annotation, biological process: regulation of transcription by RNA polymerase II. Bases 1 to 1800 code for a protein of 599 amino acids. Lineage: Eukaryota; Metazoa; Arthropoda; Insecta; Coleoptera; Tenebrionidae.